AUGGCCGGAUCAAAGUACGUCAAGAGUGCAUGUCUCAACUGCAGGCGGAGAAAGGUCAAGUGCGACGGGAACCAUGUUUGUUCCAACUGCGUAACCUCGAAUCUCGAGUGCUUCUACAAUGUUGAUGGUGACAUGCGAAGAUUAUCAACCAAAAAGACAAUCGUGAAUCUCGAAGAACGCAUCGGUCAACUCGAAGGUGUGCUGCGAGAGCACAAUAUCGAACAGCCCCAGCCAACACCAACCUCAGCACCUGGAUCAGCCACCUCCCCCAAACACACAUCUUGUACGUCAGAAGCACAGCCGUGUGCCAGUGCAAACCAAAUCCAGAGUGGCAACCGCAAAGGCCACGAUGAGCGUCAACCGUCAGACCCCAAGACUCCUUCGUUGGCACUCGAGUGCGCAUCGUCGCCGAGCAUUAUCAAGACUGGAUCCUACGACCCGAUAAAGGAUCCGGAUGCCUCGCGCGAAGUUAGAAUGGACCCAGCACCGCCCCCCAGUAUCUCGAACCCAAGCGACCACUUCGUGCUGGUUGAUACACCAGAUUCUCAGCCCGCGCCGUAUCCGAGCUCUCUCCAUACCAAUGUACAAGAUUCUGGAGACGACGACAAUAGCAUAACGGGUAUCCUGUCUGCACGCAUGGGCGCGCUGAGACUUGUUGAGGAUGGGCAACUCCGGUACUACGGACCAACGUCGAAUCUGCAUGUGCAUGCAGAUGGGCUUCGAUCACUCUCCAGUCCGUCAUUCCGCUCCGUGGCGACUGAAGGCAUUGGUGUGCUGCGGAGAUUAGGGUUAGAUCAGGAAGUGCCUUUGGCCCUUGAAACCCACCUCGCGAUGCUCUAUUUCGCUUGGGAAGACCCGGCCAUCCACGUUGUCGACCAAGAGACGUUUUUCGCUGAAAAGCGACGUUGUCUGUUACAAGACACAGGGAGCCCAUACUAUUCCGAAACUCUCAACAACGCCAUUUGUGCCAUGGGCGCCAGCUUAGCAGCCGGAGAAAACCUCUACCUUCCGGAGCCAGCCUCCGAGUUCUUCUCUGCCCGUGCCAAGGCGCUCUUGGAUGUUGAAAUGGACAGCCCUACAGUUGCCACCGUACAGGCGCUGGUCAUUAUGAGUGCCACAGAAGCAGCAUCCACCCGAGAUGCUCGCGGCUGGCUCUACAGUGGCAUGGCAACUCGGCUGAGUGCCGACUUGGGGCUUCAUUUGGACAUGACCAAGCACAUCCGUGACGGGCUCCUCACACCCCGUGACAUGGAGAUACGACAGACAGCCUUCUGGGGAGUCUUUAUUCAUGAACACAUGUGGAAUCUCUAUGCCGGCCGCCCCUGGGGGUUGGGGAUUCAAAACAUAACUAUCCCCAAGCCAGAGGCCGAGCUGGAAGACAAGGAUUGCAAAAUAUGGAAGUCCUAUCCAAGCACUGCUUGGCAACCUCGUGGGCUCGAGUCCGGCGUGCUCUUCCCGGUUCGCGCCUGUACCGCUGCCAAUGCCACACUUUGUGGUUUCAUGCGGCAGAUAAACACUACACUGUAUGCUGGAGAAACCAUGGAGCUGAGCGCACUCGUCGAUUUUCUCAUCAAGACCAAGCAAGAAAUGAUGGAAUGGCAUGCAGGCUUAUCUCCGCUGCUGGGUAUCAGUGACAUGGGGUCAAGCAGAAUCUAUCAUCCUGCCAUUCUUCAACUACAUAUGCAAUAUUAUGCCACCCUCAUCUUUCUAUAUCGGCCAUAUCUCUCAUGCCAGCUGGUAUCUCAGAUGACACCACGGAGUACGCCAGAGAGCCGAUCAGCAAUGCAAAGCGUUCCGAGUGACUGCGUCGCAGCAGCCCACCAGGUAGCUGAGAUUCUCCGAUGCUAUCAGCAACAACACUCGCUCCGGCAUGGGAACGUACAGAUCGUUCACAUAAUUCUCACCGCGUCUCUCACUUUUAUUUACGAUGUCUGCACGCGUAGCUAUGCAGAGUCCCGCCAUUCUCUGAGCGACCUGCAGCUUUGCUGCCACUCACUGGGGGAGAUUGGCCGGUGCUUUGGGAACGCAACACGGGCGUUAGAGGUCGUCAUCCUUGUAAAGAGUGAAUGGCAAAGGGCUGCUGGACCCCGAGGAGGUCAGAAGACUGGGACAAAGCGUCCAAGCUUCAGCAUGUCUGGCAACUCGGAGGAGCUUGACGGAGAUGAUCGGCCCAGGCGAAGACAUCGAACCUCGAUCAUAGACAACGACAGGUUCCAGGCACCCAAUUUCAACAUGCCUCCUCUCUUUACCGAUGAAGGCGUUUUGGGUCUCGAAGACGUGAACAUUGGCAGACCCAAUCUCGAUGCACAAUGCCAGGAUAUGUGGCCCUUCUCGGGCGACGCUGGCUUUGACGUGAACGAAAUGAUGCCGCCGAUCGACUGGUUCAACAAUCAGCUGCUCGAAGGGACCCAUAUACCAACACAAGAUGCGUUGCCUGAAGCUCAGGCAGAAAUGCAGGUUAUUCCAGACGAGCCGAGUGUCGAACCCUCAAACACGGCGUAA
Molecule: messenger RNA, 2502 nt
Organism: Fusarium keratoplasticum
Lineage: Eukaryota; Fungi; Ascomycota; Sordariomycetes; Hypocreales; Nectriaceae
Product: Zn(2)-C6 fungal-type domain-containing protein
Exons: 8
Coding region: 1-2502 (833 amino acids)
Biological process (GO): DNA-templated transcription; regulation of DNA-templated transcription
Molecular function (GO): DNA binding; DNA-binding transcription factor activity, RNA polymerase II-specific; zinc ion binding
Source: RefSeq, a predicted model, not a curated record